AUGAAUCACUGUUCUAACCAGCGAGUGGGUAAGCCGACAUUUCAACAGCGGCAAUCUCAACCCACCCUCCAGGUAAACGCGGUCGACGUUCCAGCGCAGGAAGAAGAGGAGGCGUUCAACCCCACCGAGAUGCACAUUGCCUUACUUCUGCAACACCCAGACGAAGACGAACAAGAAGAAUGGGGUGGGAAAAUUAGUCUUUAG
Messenger RNA from Sphaeroforma arctica JP610, 204 nucleotides. RefSeq lists its product as hypothetical. The transcript has a single exon. The record is from RefSeq and is a predicted model, not a curated record. Bases 1 to 204 code for a protein of 67 amino acids. NCBI's taxonomy places the organism in Eukaryota, Ichthyosporea, Ichthyophonida.